AUGAUGCCAGGAGAUGGGAGGACAUACCUAAGCUCCGACAGUGUAUGUAAGGCAAGCAUUAAAAAUGACGAUGAUGACAUCUUGGACCCAUCAAAGUUUCUGAAUAAGUUGAAAUUUAGCGGCAUCCCAAAUCAUGAUAUCCGAUUUAAAGAAGGAUUGCCCAUCAUGCUCCUUAGAAAUCUUAACCAAUCUGAGGGUAUUUGUAAUGGCACGCGGUUGAUUGUCACCUGCUUAGGUAAAUGGUCAAUUCGAGCUGACAUCAUAUCUGGAACAAAUAUAAGUAAAAAUGUUACUAUACCUAGGAUAAUAAUGGCGCCAAAUGAGUCACGGUUGCCGUUUAAACUCAAUAGGCGACAACUGCCAGUGUCGCCAUGUUUCGCCAUGACAAUAAAUAAAAGUCAGGGCCAGACUUUGAAACAUGUUGGCCUUUAUUUGCCAAAUCAGGCAUUCACUCAUGGCCAAGUAUAUGUGGCAUUGUCAAGGGCCAGCAGCCGAGAGGGACUGGUGGUUGUUAACGCUGAUCAGGAGAUGAAGGAACACACACUUAUCAAGAACAUUGUUUACAGAGAGGUUUUCAGCAACAUAAUUGGUAAAUGA
Messenger RNA from Daucus carota subsp. sativus, 597 nucleotides. RefSeq lists its product as uncharacterized. Lineage: Eukaryota; Viridiplantae; Streptophyta; Magnoliopsida; Apiales; Apiaceae. Bases 1 to 597 code for a protein of 198 amino acids. The record is from RefSeq and is a predicted model, not a curated record. Gene Ontology annotation, biological process: DNA replication. Gene Ontology annotation, cellular component: replication fork. The transcript has a single exon.